GCUCUCCCGCAUACCUGGGCGAAAGGUUCACCUGCGCGCGGCGGGGAGGAGGAAGUUCGCUCCGACGUGCGAAGGGGCUCGGGGGCUCGUCAGUCCGUCUUCGGCCGCCGCGCAGCUCCCAGCCGGACGGUUGAAGAGAUGGAGGAAAUGAUCAUCUGGGAGCAAUAUACAGUUACACUGAAUAGGGAUCCCCGGAAGGGUUUCGGCAUUGCCAUUUCGGGUGGCCGUGAUCAUCCAAACAGUACAGAUGGUGACACCUCUAUUGUCAUAUCCGAUGUGGUGCCUGGGGGACCAGCUGUUGGCCGACUCCAAACCCGGGACAAGAUCGCCAUGGUCAACGGCCUCUCCAUGGAGAAUGUGUCGUCGUCGUUUGCCAUCUCCACUUUGAAAACAUGUGGCAAGUUGGCCAAUAUUACAGUAAAAAGACCCAGAAAAAUCCACCUGCCAGUUGCCAGAUCCAGCCAGUCCAGAAGCCAGCCGUCACGUUUGACGGAUGGGGGAAAUGAUGACUCGGAUGAGGACGAUGGUUACCAGGGUGGGGAGUCAGCCCCACCAGGCAGACACCCUGGGCAGAGCCGGCGGCGGACAGAAGCAGAUCAUAACCGCGGUUACGAUGGAGACUCGUCCAGCGAGAGAAGUUCGGGACAUUAUCGUGAUGACGACGGCACCCGCAGGCAGCCCCACAGGAGCCGGAGGCGGAGCCAAGAAGGGGGCCACCGGAGGCGGAGCCAAGACAGUGGGUCUGAUAGGGCCCCUUUGGCCAAUGGUCACAGUCACAAAGGAAGCACCAGCGGGCUUGUCCUGAUGUCUGGGUUUAAGAGACUGCCAAGGCAGGACGUGCCGAUGAAACCCGUCCGGUCAGUUUUGGUGAAGCGGAAGGAGAGCGAAGAAUAUGGACUGAAGCUGGGGAGCCAGAUUUUUAUCAAACACAUCACGGAGACAGGACUGGCCGCCAAGGAUAACUCCCUGCAAGAGGGGGACCUUAUCCUCAAGAUCAACGGCAUUGUCAGCGAGAACAUGUCUUUGGAAGAGACAUGGCAGCUGAUCAAACAGUCCGAGGGAAAACUUAGCUUACUCGUUCUGCGCGACAACAGCCAGUUCUUGGUCAACAUCCCUCAAGUGAGAGACAGCGAUUCGGAAAGUUCCCGCCUGGACGAUAUAUCUGAUCUUGGCUCAGACAUCUUGCCUCCCCCUCCUGUGGCAAAUUCCCCACACUCUCCUGAAUCUCUGAAAAGUGAUUCUCCCGGAUCAAAGAUGGGUUACAGCAGGGAAGAGAUGGCAACGGAAGAGUUGACUUCAACCUCAGUUCCUAAUGCCGAGCAUUCCCCCAGCAACGGCUACAAUUUCCAAGGGAAUAAUUCCGUCGUGCAAAGUGGUGGGAAUUUAGGGUAUAAUCCCGAUUCGAAAGUGGUGUGUUUUGUCAAAGCCAAGAGCAUCGGACUUCGUCUUGCGGGUGGGAACGACGUUGGGAUAUUUGUGGCUGGCGUGCAGGAGGGCAGCCCAGCUGAGACUCAAGGCAUUCAAGAAGGUGACCAGAUCCUUCAGGUGAAUGAGAGGCCAUUCCAGAAUUUGACCCGCGAGGAUGCUGUGCAGAACUUGAUGGAACUGCCCCCAGGGGAAGAAGUGAUGCUACAUGUGCAGAACAAACAGGACAUUUAUAAGAAGAUGAUCAAGUCCAAUGUAGGGGAUUCGUUCUAUAUCCGUACCCACUUUGAUUUUGAGAAAGAUACGCCUUCUGGACUGAGCUUUACCCGGGGAGACGUCUUCCAUGUGGUAGACACGAUGUAUCGGGGCAAACUGGGAAGCUGGCUCGCUCUGCGGAUGGGAAAGGAACUUCAAGAGUUGGACAAGGGCAUCAUCCCAAACCGGAGCAGGGCAGAACAGAUCGCCAGUCUGGAAUCUGUUCUCAAAGCGACAUCAAGGACCUCCAGUGUUUUGGGGGCUCGAGCAGAGUUCUGGAAACUGCGAGGUCUGCGGGGAGCCAAGCGGGCGCUGCGGAAGAGCCGGGAAGACCUUUCCACCCUCACCAAGCAGGGCCACUACCCGCCUUACGAGAAGGUUGUACUCAAGGAAGCAACUUUUAAGCGUCCUGUGGUGAUCCUGGGCCCAAUUGCUGACAUUGCCAUGCAGAAACUGAGCACGGAGAUGCCAGAUCAGUUUCAGAUUGCAGAGAGUGUUAUCAGAGAAGGAGGACCAGCCAAAGUGAUCAAACUGGACACCGUGUGGCAAAUUGCAAAGCAGGAUAAGCACGCUCUGCUAGACAUCACACCAGCCGCUGUGGAGCGUCUCAACUACGUGCAGUAUUUUCCCAUUGUGGUCUUCUGUGAGCCGGACAGCCGGCAAGGAAUCAAGGCCAUGCGGCAGUGGCUGGCACCAGAUUCCAAGAAGAGUUCGCGGCGCCUCUAUGCGCAGGCCAACAAGAUGCGGAAGUAUUGCAGCCACCUCUUCACGGCCACCAUCAGCCUCGCCGGAGGGUCCAACAGCUGGUACCAGUCUCUGAAGGACAUUGUCCAAAUUCAGCAGGCCCGCCCUGUCUGGAUGACUGAAGAGCAGGUGGAUGCUUCAGCCGAGGAGAACCUGGACAUAUUAAACCAAACCUCGGCCAUCAGUCUUGGCGACCUGACUUGUGACAGCCGGGCCAACAGUGACUAUGAGGAGACGGACGCAGAGGGAGAACCGUAUACGGACCAGGAGCUCGAGGAGCCCUACCAGGAGGCUGCCCUGAGCCGUUCCUCGGAGCCAGCAGAGCAAAGCCUGGAUCGGGAGCUGAAUGAGCGCGUGGCAGCUGCUUUGGCCUACCCCAUUGACUUGCAUGAUAGCGAUCACCAACCCCAAGGACAGUGGCAGAGCAACUAUGAUAUCAGGGAAUAUGAACACGAAGCCCUCCGGAAAAAGUUCACCCAUGCUCGGGCUUAUGACUCAGAGUCAGACGAGGACUAUGGCUAUGACUGGGGACCUGCCACAGACCUGUGACCACACCAACUGCCACAUGGCAGCCUCCUGCAGUUUUCUUGGGUGGGGAUGCAACUUGCCAUUCCAAUGUGGGUGAAAGGCUUCAAGGCCUUUCAUCUCCUCUGCAGAGGAAAAAACUGAGGGAUGCGGCAAAAUUUUGAGCCACUGCAAGUUCUCAUCACCAUCUUUGCCUCCUGAUGCAGUUCUUGUUCCGGGAACAUGGCUUUUCUCUUUCACCGUGUUGCCUUAAGUUUUGGACACCCCAGAGCAGCCCAAAAGAACAAGCCCUCCAAGAUGGAUGUCUGGUCUUCAGUUGGUCCUCUCCAUGGUCCUUUAGCAGGGCAGUUCCUCUCAAACUGGAUAUCCGGUGACUUCAAGCUGCUUCUACCCUUUGAUCAAGACCAGGAUUUCCACUUGCCCUCUGGACAAAUUCAUAAUAUGGCUCUGAAGGGCUUUGCAACCAUUUUUAUGUCAUUCUGGAUCCAUUUAGCUGGAAUAACAAGCCUCAAGUCGGAUGUACAGUAUCAUCAUGCUACUUCUAUGCUUCAAGUGAGGCUAAGAACAUCUAUCUGGUCUUCUGACUUGAUGCACAAUGCUAGUAAUAAAGCACCCCAUGGCCAUCCUACAUCCGUUCACCAAAGAUGAGGACUGUCUCAAGAAUUUUAAACCUAGGCCUCAGAUAUUGUCUUUCCGCUUCACCACCAAAGAGAAGAGGACCCUUCUUGCUUAUAAACCACACUCCAUGUUUUAUCUCUGGAUCUUGAAUAGCCCAUUUUAUAUCUUCCUUCCAUACAUAUAUCACCAGCUAAUAUGAUUCCCUACAUCCCACUCAAGAGCCUCCCUCCCCAUCCUUUACUUCAGGCCUAGAGUGUUGCUGUGUAAUCUCACCCAACUGCUAAUUAAGGCCGAAAUUUCAUGAGCUUGCCAAUUUGAACUGUUAUGUAACACCCGAGUCUCAUUCCUUCUUGCUUGCAAUUUCUCAUGAUUUGGCCUUUUUAAAAAAGUUAAUCUGGGAGGUUACGCAUUUAUGGUAUUAUGGGCACUACUGCCCACUCAUGGUCUGUUUCUCUGGGACUCGUAUUAUAAUUCCCCUGUAUAAUUUGCAGUGGGGUAGUAGAAGGGAGACUUAAUUCUGCCCUUUUAAUCACGAAUGUGAAAGGGUCUUAAGCGUACCUAAUUACUUUUUUAUCUGUGUAACUUCCAUUUAGGGUUUCUCCCCCUUAUUGUAUUUUUUGUGCAUCUGCCCACACAUAGGUGCGCCCACUGACAAGGAGCAGCCUGGGAUGAGGGAACCUGAUUUAUUGCCUUAAUGUAAAUGAGACCUUCUCCAUAUGUGAUGAGUGAAGAUGGAAGAGCAGUAACUCUCCCAUCCAUCAUUUGUGCCUUUUGUAUUAAAGCAUUUCUUUUCAGCUAA
This is a messenger RNA of Candoia aspera, 4366 nucleotides long. RefSeq names its product tight junction protein 3 (gene TJP3). Gene Ontology annotation, molecular function: cell adhesion molecule binding. Bases 139 to 2973 code for a protein of 944 amino acids. Gene Ontology annotation, cellular component: bicellular tight junction; plasma membrane. The record is from RefSeq and is a predicted model, not a curated record. The transcript has 20 exons. Gene Ontology annotation, biological process: protein localization to cell-cell junction; establishment of endothelial intestinal barrier; cell-cell adhesion. Lineage: Eukaryota; Metazoa; Chordata; Lepidosauria; Squamata; Candoiidae.